ACAGUCUAACUUUCAGUUGCAUCCAAGCAGCUACUUUUCAAAAAAUGAAAAUCGCCAUUGCCAUUUUAUUGGCAGGCUGCGCCUGCCUUGUCGCGGCACUAAAGCCAGUACCAGGAAAAACACCAGAAGGAAAUUUUUCAGCUGAGGAAAUCUCAACAGAUGCAGCUCCAGCCGAGGAAACAGAAGCAGAAAUUGGUACUCGCGGUCCAGCCCGUGGUGGUCCUCCUCGUGGUGGUCCGCCCCGUGGUGGCCCUCCUCGUGGUGGUCCGCCGCGUGGUGGCCCUCCUCGUGGUGGCCCACCUCGUGGUGGCCCUGGCUUUGACGAUAGAAGAUUGAGAGAACUCUUGAGGGACAAUGCUAAGAGUCUGGAUAAAACCAAUCUUUCUCUUCGUAGCAUUGACUCUGUAAAUAACCAAAUAAAGGCAAAUUUGGCUCAACAAAAGGAUGCAAUUAGAACCAUUAACAAAAUCGAGGAAGAGCUGGCAAAUCAGCGUGCUUUGGUCAAGGAACAAUCAGAAGGGGUGAUCACUUCCCUUUCUAAUAUUACGCACAAGGUUGGCCACGUAAUCAUUACCCGUAAAAUCCAAAUUGAGAACUUGGCUCGCCUGCAGUCCGAAACGAAAGAUUUGAUCAGUAGUUUGGAGAAAAAACUUGAGGCUAAUCUUAAACACGUUAUUAUUAGCGCAAAAACAAUUGAUAGUAGCAUUCUGGAACUGACAAAACUUAUCACACGCGCAGUAAUGCCAAAAUUGAACGGCCUCCAAUGCACCUUUGAUAGCCUCGAGACAUCACAGGUCAACAUUGAGGUGGACUUGAAGAAUCUGGCAAGUGUGAAGAAUCUCGCCGAGAACUCGAACAUCAAAAUUAUCGGCUUGGAAGGUCAGCUGCGUAGCUUAAAUCAGACUCAGGACGAGCGACUUAACGGACUGUCCAGCGCGGUCAGGCGUUUGACUCCGAUUAAGACAUGGGAAAUUGAACAAGCUCUGCGCGAUCUCAUAAUCUCACAGAAACGCGUCGAAUUGGAUUUAGAGGCAUGCGACAAACGCCCACCUUCACGUCUGCCAGGACUGAAACCGCCAAAACGCGAAGAACCCCAACGCCCAGGUCGCAAGGACAAACCAAAGAAGGGCCGUAAGCCAAGUCGCAAGUCUUCCCCACGCCGCCCACGUCCUGACAACUGCGAAGAGGAGGACUCAAAAAAGGGACCCAAGCCAGGUCGCAAGCCAUACGCUCGACGGGACAGCAGCGAAGAGGAAGACUCCAAAAAGGGACCCAAACCUGGUCGCAAGCCACACCCACGACGUGACAGCAGUGAAGAGGAGGGACCCAAGAAGGGACCCAAGCCAGGCCGCAGACCAAGCCCACGACGUGACAGCAGUGAAGAGGAGGACUCCAAAAAGGGACCCAAACCUGGUCGCAAGCCACACACACGACGUGACAGCAGUGAAGAGGAGGGACCCAAGAAGGGACUCAAGCCAGGUCGCAGACCAAGCCCACGACGAGACAGCAGUGAAGAGGAGGGACCCAAACCAGGUCGCAAGCCAUACCCACGACGUGACAGCAGUGAAGAGGAGGGACCCAAAAAGGGCCCCAAGCCAGGUCGCAGACCAAGCCCACGACGUGACAGCAGUGAAGAGGAGGGACCCAAACCAGGUCGCAAGCCACACCCACGACGUGACAGCAGUGAAGAGGAGGGACCAAAAAAGGGCCCCAAGCCAGGUCGCAGACCAAGCCCACGACGUGACAGUGAAGAGGAGGGAUCCAAGAAGGGAGGAAAGCCAGCAUGGAAGCCCACACCACAUCCCAACUGUGAUAAGGAUGAUACACCUCAUAAGGGGCGCCAGCCAGGCCAUAAACCCUCCCCACACCGCCCACGCCCCGACAGCGAUGAAGAUAAAAAGCCAAAAAUAGAUGGAUACCCAAAGUCAUAUUACGCCAGUGUUUCUAAGUCUGGUAAAGGCAUUUCAGCCCACGCUGUGUCUUGGCAAGAGCCUCUACCCUGGGAAGCUGUUCCCCUAUAUCGAUCAGCCCCAGCCCCAAAACCAAAGCACCCUCGCGGUGAGGAAGUGAUCUGGUACGGAGCUCCCCCAUUUUAAUGGAAUGGAACUGACAGCUGAAGGAGCCAGCCACUAAACUAAAAGUUAAUACUACGAAUGAAUAGAAAAAUUACCCUUACGAACCACAUCUCUAGAAAAAAUUCACCUCCAUCAACUAAAAUAUUAUUUUAACUCAAAUACAAAACAACAAUUUAAAAACAUA
Messenger RNA from Scaptodrosophila lebanonensis, 2259 nucleotides. Its product is annotated as serine/arginine repetitive matrix protein 1. The record is from RefSeq and is a predicted model, not a curated record. NCBI's taxonomy places the organism in Eukaryota, Metazoa, Arthropoda, Insecta, Diptera, Drosophilidae. The transcript is spliced from 2 exons. Bases 45 to 2096 code for a protein of 683 amino acids.